Molecule: messenger RNA, 207 nt
Organism: Entrophospora sp. SA101
Lineage: Eukaryota; Fungi; Glomeromycota; Glomeromycetes; Entrophosporales; Entrophosporaceae
Source: the annotation of a GenBank genome assembly
AUGCCAACUAGAUUACCAGAAAUUCGUGAUUUUGGUAAACUUGACACCCUUUUGCAGACUGAAUACUAUAAGAUACGUACACCAUCUCCUUAUCGAUCACCUGAGCUUAUAGGAAAAACUAAAGAUCCAGUAGAAAAUAGCAAAGUUAACCUAUAUGGUAUAAGGAAGGAAAGAGAAGCUUAUAAAGACAGAGAAGCAAUAAUGUAA